Haemonchus placei is the source of this 609-nucleotide messenger RNA. NCBI's taxonomy places the organism in Eukaryota, Metazoa, Nematoda, Chromadorea, Rhabditida, Trichostrongylidae. The record is from the annotation of a GenBank genome assembly.
AUGUCUUUCAACUGGGUGCACAAAAUGCCUGAGAUCAUAGGGAAGUUAAUGAAACCCGAUGGGUCAGUUACUACCGAGUUGGAGAAGCAAGUUUCACAAGCCCUGGUUGAUUUGGAAAGCAGUGCUGACAUCAAAGCUCAACUCCGUGAACUUUAUAUUGUUGGAGUUCGGGAAAUUGAAAUCGGAAACAAAUCAGUUAUUGUUGUAUAUGUUCCCGUCCCACAAUUGAAACAGUUCCACAAGGUGCAAGUGCGACUUGUUCGUGAGUUGGAGAAGAAGUUUGGAGGAAAACAUGUACUUUUCCUAGCUAAGCGCCGUAUCCUACCUAAGCCCCUGCGUGGAUCCAAAAAGGUUCCAAUGAAGCAGAAGAGGCCGCGUUCGCGUACCCUCACUGCAGUUCACGAGGCGUGGCUUGAUGAAAUGGUCUUCCCCGCUGAGGUUGUUGGAAAGCGUACGCGUGUCAAGCUCGACGGCAAAAAGCUUUUGAAGGUUCACCUUGAUAAGGCCCAGCAAACGAACGUUGAGCACAAGGUUGAUACGUUUGUGUCCGUGUAUAGGAAGCUGACAGGCAAGGAAGUAGCGUUCGAGUUUCCUGAUCCGAUCUUCUGA